AUUGCUCGCUGUAAUGACUAGCUAAUUUCAGUGUUAAAGAUAGUGCGAUCAAAUAUGUGUUGUGAUUUGUGAUUCUACUGGAGUCAUUCCAGUAAUAAGUUUCGUGGAUUACGCGUUGUAAUGGUCUGGGGAGUUCAAUUUAAAAUUUAGUCUUAGAAAUUGUCGUAAUUGUACUCGUAUAAAAUAGUUAAAAUGAAUGUGAUAUUGUCUUUCAUGUUAGUUACAAGUGUUUCGCAGUUAGUAGUCGCAGAAUGGAAUACGAAAGACUAUAUGAAACGAGAACAUUCAUUGAUUAGACCGUACCAAGGGUCUGGAAUGACUGUUCCUUACUGGGACUUCUUUGGUAGUACAAUGGUAACAAAUAACUAUAUAAGAUUAACACCAGACUUACAAAGUAAACAAGGUGCCAUAUGGAAUUCUUACCCAUGCCAAGUAAGGAAUUGGGAGCUCCAGGUCCAUUUCAAAGUUCAUGGGAAAGGAACAGACUUAUUUGGUGACGGUUUUGUCAUCUGGUAUGCAAAGGAAAGAAUGCAAACAGGCCCUGUAUUCGGAAAUAAAGACUAUUUCCAAGGAUUAGCUAUCAUUUUAGAUACCUAUAGUAAUCACAAUGGCCCUCAUAAUCACCAACAUCCUUAUAUUUCUGCUAUGGUCAAUAACGGUUCUUUACAUUACGAUCACGACCGCGAUGGUACCCAUACCCAACUUGCAGGCUGUGAAGCAAAAUUUAGGAACUUAGAACAUGAUACUCAUAUUGCCAUACGAUACGAGAGAGAUACGUUAACCGUUUCCACAGACUUAGUGAACAAAGCUGCCUGGAAGGAAUGUAUCUCUGUAAAAGAUAUAAAACUUCCCACUGGCUAUUACUUUGGGCUAUCUGCGACGACGGGAGAUUUGUCAGAUAAUCACGAUAUAUUAUCGAUACGUUUGUUCGAGUUAGAUCUACCGGAUGACCCGAGAGAUCACGAAGAUAGAUCCAACAUUUUACCCUCGGCUGCGUUUUAUGAAGCUCCGCGAGAACACGUAGACGAUGUGAAGCAGUCUGCGGUAAGCAGAAUAAUGUUUUUCUUCCUAAUGCUCGUGGGUGUGCUCGCAAUCAUAGCCUGCGUGGUAGUAGCCAUUAUGUGGUAUCAAAAACAUCAGGAGAACAGUAGGAAACGGUUUUACUAAGUCGCGGUACGUUACGAACUGUUCUACUUUCCAAUUUAUCGUUUAUAUCGGAUGUUCUUUCUAUGAAAUAAGGUGUAGUUGUAAAGUGUUCAUAAGACUGUUUCUUUGGAUAUUAGUAUAGAAGAUAAUGGUUAAUUGUGUCAGUCACUAUUUCCGUUUCCGGAGAACUACUUUGGCAAAAUAUUUUCUACAGACUAAAUGAUCGGAAUAAUGUAUAAAUUGUUGCAGCAGUUAUAAGGCGUGUCGAAUUAUACUAUUACUACUCUGGCCCUAAUAAUGUUUGUCGCGCAUAGUACAGAGUUUCUUUACCAAAGUAUUCAUGCUUUUACGUUGCUGCAAUGAAACUUGUAGACUUAAGUUCAGUACAUGUAUAUUGUUGAAUUAUUCCGAUAAGUGUUUGCCAAUAGGCAAAUUAAUAAUCAGGAACUGAUUUAUCACGCAUAAACCCGCUCUCGUACGGAUCAGUUUAAAUCGAGAAACGCAACGGCGACCGCGACGAAUUAAUUCUAAGAGCAAGGAGUAGAUCUAUAAGUUAUUCCUAGUAAGUUUCGAACUUGCAAUAUUUAGCAAUACUUCAAUGAAAACAUCCACGCGUGGACAGGAUAUCCGAUUUGAGAAACGAAACUUUUUGAAAACGAUAAUCGAUUUCUAUGAGAGAACAUUCUGUCUCGUUUUGUCUUAUCACAUACAUGGAUCCGAUAUGAUUGAAAAAGACUUUAUUGAUGUAGAUUUUAUAUUUGUACAUAAACAAACGAAACGUUAUCAAUAUGGAAUAGUUGUAGAGUGAUUUCAUACUGUACAACUUUUUUUAUACAAAAACUAAGAUAAAGGGAACCAAAAUCUACGAAUAAACAAUUGUCUUGUUAAGAAACGUAAUGUUGUCAU
Molecule: messenger RNA, 2052 nt
Organism: Colletes gigas
Lineage: Eukaryota; Metazoa; Arthropoda; Insecta; Hymenoptera; Colletidae
Product: vesicular integral-membrane protein VIP36
Exons: 7
Coding region: 193-1167 (324 amino acids)
Biological process (GO): endoplasmic reticulum to Golgi vesicle-mediated transport; endoplasmic reticulum organization; Golgi organization
Cellular component (GO): endoplasmic reticulum-Golgi intermediate compartment; Golgi membrane; endoplasmic reticulum membrane
Molecular function (GO): D-mannose binding
Source: RefSeq, a predicted model, not a curated record